Molecule: messenger RNA, 9255 nt
Organism: Nezara viridula (southern green stink bug)
Lineage: Eukaryota; Metazoa; Arthropoda; Insecta; Hemiptera; Pentatomidae
Source: the annotation of a GenBank genome assembly
CCUCUCAUUAUUCCUGCCAAAAUUAAUGGCAAGAUGGUUGAAAUCGAGAGGGAGCACAAUUUUUCAAAACAUUUUUUCAAAUAAGCAAUUUUGAUCAUCCAACCGAACUUUUUAUAGCUGUACAGUUAAGAUGUUAGUCCCAAUUCCGCUGUAAGGAAAUCAGGUCAUAUUAUUACAUUUCAUGAAUUGUUAUCACUUUCAUCUCUUGGAAUUUAUAUGUAUAUAUGUGUGUGUUGAGAAAUGCCUAGAUGUUCUUCUGCCAGAAUAUAGCGACCUAAUCAAGACGACCAACAUCAGUCAAUCUUUGCUCCUGCAAGACAAAUUACCUAUGCACUUCCAGAUACUUAUGCUGAUGAGAUUUACAAAAAAGUAACAAAACUGGAUUAUUCCAAGUUUAAUCCUCCCAAUGUUUGGCUCACUCUUUCAUUAAUUUAAUCAUGAAUUGAUCAGGCCACAGAAGACAGACAAGACAUAUUCUACUUGGUUGAAUAAUUCCAAUUUGCCUUCUCAUUUCGUUCAUCCUUCCACAUCAGUCAGCCAUCCUUCGACAAACAGUCAAGAUUUUAAAUUUCAUUAAUGGUAUUUAUUUCUGGAUAAUUAUAAGUAAUUUUGGAGGGUUGUUAUAUACAUUACGUUGUAUUAAGCAGCAAGGGUAGACACAAACGGUGUUGACGAACCGGUAGAGUAUAUUUCAGUGACAUCAUUGCCUUAGUCAAUAAUUACUUUUCUAGUCGACAGUCCAGAUAGAGCAAGGAGCGAGGCGAGCUAACCCGUUUGCAAAACACGCGUUCUUUAGUAAGAUUAAGAGUUCGAAUUACGGCGUAGAGGGCUUUUAACUCUGGUGUUAGUUCCCUGCCUUCUUUUCUCAUUCGGAAAAACCCCAUAUAGGCGAAAACGGGUGAUGAAGAAGAAAAGAAUUCCGUUUCAGAGAGCAUCUUUUAUUUGGAAGACCUUAAUAGUACUUAAAAUGAUUGCAAAUUUGAUUUGACUCCAGAAAUGUGUCCGGUGAAGAGAAUAAUCUUUUAAAGAGAAAUGUUUGCUUAUAUUAUUAGAUAUAUUCACUAACUGAAAAUUUAUGGGAUAGGGGAGGCGGGGUGGCCACGCGUGUUGACUCGUGUGCAAAACACGAGUUGCCCGGUAACUAGAUGAUUGAUAAACAGAAGUUAUAAGAUAUAAAAUAAUUAGGAGUUCGCGUCCCAAUGCCAGCGGGGCUUCUAACACUAAACUCCUGUCCUCUCCUCCGGCUUGGGAAAAUCCCCACAUAGCCUAAAAGAUGAGGUAGGGAUGGAGAAAAAAAAUUUAAGGGUAAUUUUUUCUGCAGAAUAUGCUCCAAUUUAUAAUAAAUAUUAAAUUUAGGAUCACCCGUGAUGCCAUUGAAAUGAAGUAGAGGUCGUAAUAUAAUUUUUCAAUCGAUUUAAUGUGUGAAUAUAUUAACAUUUUUAUUUCGUUCAAUGUUUUUUUAUCGAGCUAUUUGAUCUAUGUUAAUAUAACAUAAAUAUUUGAUGAAUUUCUUUCUUAUUUAUUCACGAAAUAUUUUAAAUACACCCAAUAAUCAAUAAUAUUUUAAAUCUUAUUAUUUUUGCAAGACAAAUUUAGUAUCUAUAAUUCAAUUUUUCCUAUUUGUGGUUUCAAAAAGUUUUUUUUUUCAUGAAUCUAAGGCCAGUUGAUAUUGCUUUAUUGCUUAUUAAUUUUGCUAAAUUUAGUAUCCUUGGCGGGAAUUUUAGUAGUGGGGAUAGGUAUGAGUUCUCUACGUUGCCUGAUUAACCAAUUCUUGGUGUUGUUUUGAGUUGUUGGGUGCUCUCAGUGUAUAUUUAGUUAGGAAAAAAUAUAUUAAAAUUAUCUAUUUUGUUGAAAGUUAAUUUUUUCAGUUUGUUUUAUUUAUUAUAAUUCAAUACUGUAAUGUAUUUUUCAGUAAUGUCAAAAAUUAAUCGUCUGAGAAAUAAAAGACUGUAUCUGGUUCUUGUAUUUGUCAUAAUAAUGUGUUACUUUAUGAUGGACAGUUGUAUGGAUGAAAUAGGUAUGGGUUGGGUAACUAACCUUAAAGUUACUAAAGAAUCUGAAAAAAUCAAGUGUUAUGAUUUAAAAGUUGAAAAUGUUAUUCAAAACUUAGAGUCAUCUGAAGUAGCCAUAAACCGCUCAAUAUUUUUUGUUGAGACUUCUUGUCAUAAUGAGGAGUUUAGUAUUAAUCCAAGGCAAGCUUGUGCUAUUGAGUCAGCUGCAAAAAUGAAUCCUAAUUUUGAAGUAUAUCUUUUGAUUCCAUCUCCUGUAACAAGUUUGGAAGGAAUGAAAGCCUACUUUCAAAAAUUAGCAUCCUACCCUAAUUUUAAAAUUAGAUACAUUAAUAUGACUACCUUUUUUGUUAAGACUCCGCUGGAGCAUUGGUAUCAGUCAGGAAAUUUGAAAUAUAGCUACUGGCCUCAAUCCCAUGCUAGUGACAUUCUUCGCUAUACUCUAUUAUGGAAGUUUGGAGGGAUAUAUAUGGAUUUAGAUGUUGUGAUAAUGCGAUCAUUGGAACAAGUGACUAAUUUUGCUGGUGCUGAAUCGUUGAAUGAUGUGGCUGCUGGCAUAAUGUCUUUCAGCCAUAAUCACAAAAUAUCGUCACUCACAAUGAAUGAUCUCGUAAAUAAUUUCAGAGGAUAUGAUUGGGGUUGGAAUGGCCCUGGUGUGAUAACUAGAUCUUUGAGAAAAUAUUGUGGAGAUUGUAAGGUGAAGCAUAUGAUAGAAAAAGGCUGUGAAGAUUUUAUUGUUUUUCCUCCUUCUGCAUUCUAUCCAAUUUCAUGGGAAGAGUGGGCGAAAUACUUUACAUCUGAUGAAGAGGUUUAUAAUAAAGUAAUGGAUCAAAUAAAAGACAGCUAUGCCAUUCAUGUGUGGAACAAACAUAGUGUCAAAACUAAGGUUACUAUUGGUUCCAAACAACCAUAUGGUGUGAUUGCCCAAAAGUAUUGUCCAAUGGUUUAUUCUUCUUUAAAAGAUUUUUUUUAGCACUAACACUUAUAGAAGGUGCUUUAAACUAUAUAAUUUGAACCAAACAAUUUUUUCUAAAGACUUUUAAAAUGCUGAGGUAUAUUGAAAUUUGCUUCAUUAUUUCUAAAGAGGGAAUUUGUAAUUAUUAGUGGAAAAAGGGUUAAUCUUGAUUCUCAUUAGAUAAUAACACUUUAAAUUUUUAUUUUAGAUAGUAAUUCAUUUUUUUGUGACUCUACCUGUUAAAAGAACUUUUAAUUAUUAUUUUUCAUUUGGUUUGACAAUAUUUUUCUGAUGAAAAUAUUUUUGGUUUGAGACUCUUGUGAUUGAUACGUUAAUAUAUUGAAAAAAUUUAUUAUUGUUAUGUUUAGAUAGAUAACUUGCUACACAAUAGUUUCAAAUCCAUUUUGUUUUAUUUUGACAUUUUGAUACCAUCUUAUUCCUUGUUAAGUUAUGCUUCCAAUCCAUCAUGUUAACGUUAUUUCUCUGAAGGUUAAUGACAUCUGAGAAGUCAAUUACAUCCAUACGAAAAUAGGUAAUUGAUAACAAAAUGUGCAUUUGAAACUUUUUUUUAGAGUUUCCAUAAACUAGAAAAAAUGGAUUUGGAACUAUUGUGCUGUUGUGUAUGUAGUUAUCAGUAUACUCCCAAUAUUUUUGAAAAGUAAAACUCCUGGGAUAUUUAUUGACUUGUAUAUUAAUGGAUGAUAAAGUUAGUGAAAUAUCUGAUUUUUCAUUAAGAUUAUGAAUCUCAUUUUGAUUUUUGAAUGCUAACACAUUUAGCAAUACUAUUUAUUACAUUGCCAGAAAAAGAAGGGAUCAUUCCGACCUAUAUUAAAUCUUAUAGAUGAGUUGAGGUUUCUUUAGAAGUCAUAAAAGUAUUUUUAUAUUGUAAUUGUAUUUUAUUUACUGAAUCAUAUUUAAGUAGGAUGUUAUCCUCUUUGUGGACUAACUAUUAAUAACUGAUGAAAUGUGAAAAGGUUGAAUUGCUUGAAUUAAAACAUAAUCCAUUAUGCAAUUUCACUUUUGGCAUAACUGCCAUUUUCAAAUGCUUUCAAUAUUAUUAAGUAUCGUCGUAUUAGAGUUACAGAUGAUAGCAUCUUCAACAAUAUUCUUAACUAUUGAAGAUGGUAGUUAUUCCCAAAUAGAUUUGUGCAUAUUAAAUAAUGAUCAUAUCUUAGUGGAUGUGAAGCUAGAAAUUUCUCCCUCCUUUUUAAAAAUUUUCUUUACCUGGAUUCAUUUUAGAACUUUCUUCUCUAUUCCCCUUUAUCAAUUUCCUCUUCUGUCAAUCCAUGCCUGUUCAUGUUUUCAUUGACUUCAUUUUUCUAUUGCUUAUGAAGUAUUUUAUCUUUAGCCUUCAUUCUAUGAUCAGUUGUGGUAUUUGAUCUGUGUACGUGUGUUUUCAGUGACCUUGCCACCUUAAUCUUCUUCCUUUGACUUCUAAGAUUUUUUUUUUUUUGUUCCAUCCAGAAAUCUAUCUCCAUUAAUGAAAGUGUUUUUUCCUGUAAUCUUUUAUGGGUCCGGGUCAUAAAAUAUUUGAUAAGUAUACUACUUAUCAAUUGGAUUGGAUGAGAGAAUUAAUAUGGAAGUUCUGCAAUGAGAAAGGGUUAAAGUUUUAUUCAAAGGUCGGAGUAGUGCAGUUUUUCAAGAAAUGUGCAAUUGUAUGCAACAAAAAUCAAAGUCGUGCAAUAUAAAAUUUAAGUAUGUUAUUCUACAGAUCCUGAAAUGGAUAGAUAUUCUGGUCCGGGGUUUUUACAGCCAAGCGAAUAAAAUGUGCAAUAACAUGGAAAUCCGGUCUCUAGUUAUUAUAUAAAGUAUUUUAUGUACUUCUUUCAAUUUAUUGCCCUUUCCACCAGGUUUACCAUCCACAUUUUAUUUAUAACUUAUGGAAAUAAUAAUUUGCCUAUUUUACUUUUCAUUUGUUAUUAAUCAUUUUAAAAUUUAGUUUCAGAAUUUAGAAUUAUGCAUUAAAACUUAGUAUAUUAGAAAAUUCACAAAAACAAUAUAACAAGUUACUGUAAAUUUAAAAUUAUAUAUUUAUAUAUAGAAUUAUCUUAGUCAAAUUGCAAUGUUUUAUUUUUGAGGUAAGAAAAAUAUUUUAUUUUUUUAUACGAAAUUAGUAUAAAAACACUAUAUUAAAUAUAAGUGCUCAAAGAUGAUAUUAAUUAUGGAGUAUAUAUUUUUUUUGACACUUCAAAGAUAGUCGAUAGAUAGCCGAUUUACAAAUAAUUUUCAUUAUUUAUUUUAAGUUAUCUGAAAUAGAUGGCUAUUGUUGGGCUUUGCUAGUCAAAUUUAAGUAGACGUAGAAUCGUGCUAUACUCCAUAUCAUCUUUUAAAAUAGUGAAAUUAUCUAUUAAAUAUAGAUUAUCACAUAUUUUGUAAAAUUAGUAUAAAUAAUGUGAUUAUUGGUAAUCUGAUAACAUUUACAUCUUACUUGAAAAUUUAAAAUAUUAUGUGUAGAAAUAAUUUUUUUUUUAUGUCAUUUAUUUUUUUUUCUUUGAAUUUGUGAUCCAAAAUUGAUCUCUUCAUUUGUUGCAAACACUCUUGGGAUGAUCUCAUAGCUUUUGGAAUUAUUCGUUAUUGUAGGUAGGUUAUAAGCGGUACAUGGCUAUAGAUAUAAUGAGAAAAUUACACAUACUCUAAAAUAUGUAAUAAUUUGGUUAAGUGGUAAAACCAAAAUAGAAUUCUGAAUGGCUUGAAUAUAUUAUAGUUACAUAUACCAUAGCUGUAGAAUAUUCGCUAAGUAUAGGAGUUAUUCGGAAAUCUAAUUUUACCACCACUCAUAACUUUUUCCCAGCUUCAUUUCGUUUAACUAUGUUAUGUAGAUAAAUUUAAAGGUAAGAUAAAUUUCGAAGGAGAAGACUUCAGCCAAGUUUCAUUAAUAUCGGUACACCCGUUCAGGCACUACAGACCAUACAAUACAGAUUUUUUGGCCGUCAUCUUGAAAGGGAAGGACUUUUUGAUAAAGUGUGUUUGUAAAGUAUCUAGGAGAAGAUUUUGGCCAAGUUUCAUUUAAAUCGGUACAUUCGUUUAGGCACUACAGUCUAUACCAAUACAGGUUUUUGGCUGCCAUUUUUUUUAUUUAAAAAAAAAGGGAUUAAAUUGUUUUAUUGAUAUUAAAUAGAAAAAUGAAAAGCUUACGAUUACUUAUAGGGUAGGAGUGGAGGGAAUGUACUGGGCUUAGAUAAGCCAAACAAUUUAUCUAAUUGAAUAUUUAAUAGUUGACCGUUGCAUUAUAAAGGAAGGAGAUGGUCCGGGGUUGCGGUCAUAAAAAGGCUAAAUAGUUUUACCACUAUUUAGCCUUUUUAUGACCGCAACCCCGGACCAUCUCCUUCCUUUAAUUUAUCAAAUUGUUUCACUUUCACUCUAAAAUUAAAUGGCUGCUGAAUAGCUGAAAAGUAUUUAAGAAAAUGUAUAGAUAUGAGGUAUUAUCAGAUUACCAACAAAUAUUUAUAAGUAAUUUUCUUCUAAUCUCAUACGAAGAGAGUUUAUCAUGUUAUUCAUGCACUUUGCAAUAUGAAAUGCUGUAAUUCUAAAUAUAAAAAAAAAAAAAUUAGGUUUCUAUUUAAUAUUAAGAGGUUUCAAUAACCUAUUACUUGAGGAACUUAACAAAAUGAGAAUGCUUGUAUUAAUGUAGUUACUUUCGGAAAGCAUAAUUUAAUAUUUAAAUUGAAAGUUUUUUUCUGUAAAAAGUUGAAUUUAAUUAAUGGGAAGUCUUAAUUAUUGGGAAAACUAAAUUUCUGAAUUUUCAGUUCCAAUAAUUUCUUAAGGAAAUAUUCAAUAUUGUAAAUUCUUAAAUGUUAAUGAAUGAGUUAUCAUUCUUGUUCAAAUUUUUUUAAAAUUUACCAAUCACAUGUUUAUUUUUGCAGUAUAUUUUAAACUCCAAAAUUUUCUUAUAACAUCCAAUCGAAGUUUUAACCUUAAUUUUAUGAAAUUAGUUAUAUUGUGUUAAAGAAAUGGAGUUAUAUGUAUUGCACUUUUCCACCAUAAUCCAUUGGUGCUUUUGAUUAUUUAAAUAUACUCAUUAUAAAAAAUUCAUUAUGAAAUAAGAAACAUGAAAGUAAAUAAAUAAAAUAAAAACAAAUGUUAAACAAGGUAGUUGAGGAUGCACAUAUGUAAUGUGGUGGGUGGACCAAUUUUUUUUAUUUGAAUAAAUUUUUUUCUUACAGAUACUUUUUUGAGAAAAAUCAUAGUGAAUUUUGAGUAAAAUGUCGAAAUAUUGACAAAUUACAAUAAACUUCCUUAAAUGUGACAUCCAUUGAUUUGGCAUGCUUAAUGGUCUAAUAAUUAUUUGUUUAAAUACAUUAAUAACAUUUAAAGAGAACUGCAGUUCCAUUUACUGAUUCAAUAAAUCUGUAUAUAGCAGAAACAAAUAUCUGAAGAAAUGUGUUAUUGAUUCAGUGCCAUAACCUGCUAAACUAUUAUGUUACAAUUUUUGUAUUUUUGAGGUAUUGUUAAAUUUUAAUUCAUAGAAAUUGUAGGAGUUAAUCAUGUAGAUUAAGCAUGACAUGUUAUUUUAUACUUUCAAUUUUUAUGUAUUUAUCUAUGUAUUUGUUUAAAAAAAAAAUCACUGAAAUACUUUAUCGAGAAUUGUUUUUCUUAUGAUACUGAAUAGUUAGCAUUUUAUAACUCAAUAAUAAGUUUAUAAUUUGAAUUGGAUUGCCUUAAAAACAAGAUCAUCUUCAAUCAAGUUUAUUGCAAUACUGCAUAAAUAUUUAAUUCCUUCAGUUGUUCUUAAUACAUGGCGAGUGUUAACGUUGAACUAACAGUUGACAACAGAUUUUGAAAAUCAGUCUCAGGAAAAUAACUCAGAUUAUAUUAAAAAAAAAAAAAACAAUUAUUUUCUAACUAGAAAAAAAAGAAAGAAUUUUUUAUCUACCUUUUGUAAGGUGAAAAAUUGUUUUAGACCUGCUAAAAACUCUAUUUAUUCAUAUAACUUAUUUUAACUUUGUGCCAGAUUAAUGGAAGUUUACUUUAUGUAGGUUAUGUCCAUAAAAAUCUAUUUAUUUGCUCUUAAUUAAUUUAUAUGUAAAAUGAAAAAAAAUAGGUUGUUUCUGGUGAGAAUGGUAUAAGUUUAUUUUUAUUUAUUUAUGUUUUCUUAAAUUUGUAACUUUACUUUGCUUUUGUCUUUUAGUGUAAUUUUGUGUUCAUUAGACGUAAGUGUUUUUUUUUUUAAUUUUAGACCAAUUACCAGUGAUUAUUUGGCUGUGAUAAUAAUAAUUCUUGUACUUAAUGUGCUUAUUGUCUGAUUUUUUUAUAACAUAUUUAAUUUAUGUUUUGUUUUAUAUUGUUUAAAACACAAUUUUAUUUUUAUGAUUCAGAAUGUGUGUUAUCUUAUUUUUAUAGCCAAUUUUAACUUGUACAUGAUUGUUGUUAUAAAUUAAAAUAUAUAAUUUAUAUAUAUUUUUUAUUACAUUGUUUGCUUUACUAAGUCAUAACUUCCUAGCAUAUGGUUAUUAAAUUAUAUUAGUACCUAUUUAUUUACAUCUUUCAUUUAUUAACACUUAAGCUGAGAGAGUAAUAUUUAAUUUGUGCAUAUUCAGUGUUUUACACCUCUGUUUAGGCUACAUGUUCCAAAUCUACAUUGAACGGCCUCAAUUUAGAAUAGAAUAUAAAAAAAAAAAAAAUUACUGCCAUUUCAAUUCAUAAAAACUAGGAAUCUACAAGAAAGGAAUUUCUGGAAGAGCUUUUUUAUUAAACUGCCAGUUUUAAAUGCUUAAAAAAAAAAAAAUUCCAUGUCUUAAUACAAGUCAUCGGUCAUUGACUGGUCAGAUUGUAUUUGUAAAACUUUGAUUUUUAAGACAUGAGGCUUUUGCUUGUUGAAUCUUGAAAUGGAUUAUCAUUAAUUGUUUAAGAGAUUUUGCCCAUGCUUACUUUCCAAAACUAUAGUUUUGUUCUAAUUAUAUAUCGUUAGUUUAUAACUAAUUUCCUAAUUGAUAAAUUCUUUUAUAUUCAGUCAUAUUUUGUCAAUUUCAUCCCCAAAAGUGGCAUUUUUUGUUAUGCUACAAAAUAUUUUACAAACGUAUUGUAAACAAAGAAACAUAGAAAUAUAUUGUAUAGGCUGUUAGGUAAUCCUAUAAUUUUAAUAAGAGGUCAACCAAUGUAACUGAUAUUUCAAGUUAAUUGGUUAAGUUGUGUGAUUAUUUCAUAAACAUUUCCUUCCAUUAAUUUUAUGCUUCGAAUUGUCAAUGUUUCUCUUAUUAGUUGUUCCCAAUGAUGUAGCAAUGCUUUUGUGGCUGUGGUAAUUAUAAUGUUACUCCUGUAUUUGAAGUUAAAUAAAUAUUUUGCAAUGUUAAG